UGACUCUCGCGGAGCGCGAGGUUUAGAGGAUGUCAGCAGGUUGCUCGCUGGUGGUUCUCGGAGCUGCGGCGAUCUGACUCGUGUGUUUUUAGCUGGUUCUUUAUUCUGUGGUUUUUCUUCCAACGGUGUUUGUUGUGCGUUGAUGUGGUCUGCCGGGCCAGGCAUGAGCCAGGCUUGAAACCCGCGUCGUCGGCAGGUGUUCGGGAGUCCGCGGGAGAGCCAGCAACUGCGCGCUGCUCGCCAUGUCACGUCGCUUCAAGGCAACCGGGUGGCAGUGCUGAAGCAGAGAGUUGCUGCCCGAUGGAUCGGGCGUUGAUUCAGGGCAUCAAGCGUCUGCGAGUGCUGACCCCGUACGACUAUGACAACAUGGACGAGCUUGUCCAGGACCUGACUAGCGCCCUCGAGGAGUCCUCCUCGUCUGCUCAGCGACACCGCUGCCAACGACACCCGCGGCCACCACAGCGCAAGUGGUGGUCCAAGAAGACCCUCUUGCCCCCCUCAGAUGGCGACGCUGUGCGCCUGCAAGGGGCUGUAUCUUCCUCAACGACAUGCCAGACUACCCGUUCCGUGAGCGCUGUGUCUGGAGAUGACUCCGAGUCCAGCCUGGAGGGACGGGCCGUGCCUCGGAUGCUGGAUGCUCCCCAGAGUGACUCGGAUGACCUGCUCCAGCGACUGUGCGCAUGGCGCCAUCGGCAGGCCAAUGCGGCCGAAUCGGACUCGCUCAACGAGAACUGCCUGCCCACAGCAGCGCGGCCACAGAGACGCAAGCGAAAGUUGAAGCGCAUGGCCGUCGACCUGGAACCGCCAUCUGGGGACUCGUCCCAAGGAUUGCCGGACAUCAACAAGCCAUCGUCUCAGCUGAAGGCUGCCUCACUCGAUGGUGCCACCAAGUGCACGGCGGGAGGGUCGCAGCAGCUCUGUGGCCCCCCAGCUGCGAGAGCAACUGUGGGCAGCCUGUGCGGCAAGCGCAAGCGCAGCAUGCGCGAACGCAGCCUUGAGUCAGUCGGCCACCGGCGCUCCUCUGAGUGCUGCGACGACAUGGAGCUGGAGGAAGCCAAGCCUCACCAUGGCGAGGCCAGCAGUAGCAGCCUGAGCAGCAGCGAGAGUGAUGCUGGCAUCCUGACAAAUGACGAAGGCCGUGAAGGGGACGAUGAACAGAGUGACUUCUUCCAUGAGGGCGGACCGAGCUGCUGGUGGGACGAACUUGAUGGGGAGCUGGAUGCCCGCUUUCAAGCCAUCCUGGCUGGAAGCCUCAAGCACAUGUCACCCGCUGCCCGCCGGGCCUACCACAAUAAUGUCAAGGGUGGCAGAGCCAUUCGGUCUGGCCGGCGGAGGCUCGCUAAAUCGGUGGUGUCGAUAUCACUGCCCACAACCUCAUCUCAUAGAUCAGUGGAGUUGCUUUCGAAAUCGGAGAACUGGCCAGGGUCUGCAUUGAAUGAGCGUGCACCUCGCAGCUGCCUGGCAGAGGUCAAGCGCCGGCGUCGCACACCCCCUGCAGGACCCGUAGUACCAGGGCUGGUAGGCAGCAAGGCUCCUCCCGUGGGAGAGUCCAGUGUGGGCCACCAGCUGCUCCGGCGGCUUGGUUGGGAGCCCGGUCGGGGGCUGGGGCCAGCCGGUGCGGGGGUACUGCUGCCGGUCCCUGCGCACGUGCGUCCACGGGGCCGCCCGGGGCUGGGGUUUGCACCCCCGCCACCGCCACCCCCGUCACCACAGCCGUCGCCCACGGGGCAGCAGCCCCACGUGGAGGGGGCCUCCCUUUCCAGCUGACCAACCCUGCAGCCUCGCGCUCUCCCCACACUGCCUGCUAGCCGACAACAUCACCGAGCCCGGAAUCUCGCAAUGCUGGCCACCUGAGGUCUGGAGGCAGCACUUUUCCCAAUCCCUGCUGGCUACAUCAGCUGCAAAGGAGUCAGUCUGCAAAGCAUCCUUGAUUCACAAGGCCAGGCAUCUUGAGGUGUCAUUAUCACUGCCCAGUGGAAAAAUAUUGCACAAAUUUCUAGCAUGCUGAGCUUCUUUGAUGGUGGAUGUGUGCACGUGACUCAGUGGUGGACCAAGUGAAAAGAAGAAAUGCCUACCUGGUGAUUUUUGGUGACCUGAAAAACAAGCAGGCUACGUUUCCUUUGACCUGCCUUCCAAAUGUGUUGCUUUGGCAAAGCAGGUGUCUCAUGUCUCUUGUAUAAUGACGGUUAGAACUCCUAGAUGCACAGCCUUUUGUGGUAAGUUUUUACUGCCAUUCACAUGCUGUCACGAUAUCAUUGUUGCUCCACUUUCAUGCAAUGUUUUACCAUUGGGACUUAAAUCUCUAUGUGCAUUCUUUUUUUUUUUUUUGCUGAUGGUUAUGGUGGGCUUCAAUUGCUUUAUUUAGUAGAAAAAUAAAUUACACCAGUAAAUUCAUUGUCACUCUCAUUAUAUGGUGUUUUCUGUGAUCACAGGUUAUUAAAGUGUAGUGACUAUGCAUUGACUGCACCUCUUGAUUGGUUGAUGACAAGUGCUUUGGCGGGGCACCAGUUUACAGAUAGCAGCCAUGUUGUCUUUCUUGUUUCCUUCAAUGCCAGAUCAUUAUAAUAAAGCAGUUUGCAUAACUGCAAAGGUGUGACACUUCGUCCAGUAUUGCGGUGAAGUUAGCUUCACUUUUGGUCACAGAAAUUCGUUCUCUAAAUAUCUGAACAAGACUCAUAGAAACAUGGCGAUUUUUCUGAUUCACUACACUAAAAUGUCCUUUGCUUUUUUGCAUUUUACUCUGGCAUCAUGCUGCUCUCGUUGGCAGUCUUGACACUUGUUUUGUUACUGCAACAUAUGAGCUGAUAAAUGGGCCAAUGUUCUUGAA
Molecule: messenger RNA, 2827 nt
Organism: Dermacentor andersoni
Lineage: Eukaryota; Metazoa; Arthropoda; Arachnida; Ixodida; Ixodidae
Product: G patch domain-containing protein 2-like
Molecular function (GO): nucleic acid binding
Source: RefSeq, a predicted model, not a curated record